This is a messenger RNA of Guyanagaster necrorhizus, 672 nucleotides long. RefSeq lists its product as uncharacterized. The transcript has 3 exons. NCBI's taxonomy places the organism in Eukaryota, Fungi, Basidiomycota, Agaricomycetes, Agaricales, Physalacriaceae. Bases 16 to 396 code for a protein of 126 amino acids. The record is from RefSeq and is a predicted model, not a curated record.
UUUAACGAUUUCACAAUGAAUUUCACGCUCUUCUUCACCGCCGUAUUCGCCCUUCUGUUCCCCCUAUCCGUCCUCUCUGCCCCCGUCCAUGUUUCCCGAGACGUAUAUGUACCGGCGGUGAUCCUACCCAAUAGUAGUUCAGUGUGGACUGUCGGCUCUACGCAGACAGUCACCUGGGAUACGUCCAACCCUCCGUCGCAAAUCACGAACCCUACUGGCUCGAUAAGGCUCAGGAAGGGGAACAAGACUCUGUCUACGGACCUCAUCAGCGGGUUCAGUAUCCUUGACGGCAAAGUUCAGGUGCAGGUGCCGAGUGUUGAACCUGGCGAUGACUGGCGGGUUGUCUUGUUCGGAGACUCUGGCAACUGGAGCGGUGCUUUUACCAUUAAAAACUAAAAAGCGGUGUGGUACUUCCAUAACCCCCGCACCAUUUGCGCCCUUAAAACAUAUCUUCCUUGGACAUCUCCCCUUGUACCAAUGCUUAAUUGUAUCACCAAACAAUGAUACGAGUGGGUUUAUAGCCCUACAUAUAAUGAUGGGACGGACACGAUUUUUGGACAUUAUCUCAGUGUAUAAUCUUGUUGCGUAGUUGUACCGUUUGAGGACUUACUUAGUCUACUUACUUGGCGUUGUAAUAGUUUUGAUGACAUUUAAUGACUUUGUUAAAGGUGA